UUUUCACUUGUCUCUUCCACACUCUACAUGGCACCCAUCACAGCACCCGACGCGAUACAGCCGCUGUGUCGAGCCCGUGCAAUCUAUGCAUUCCAAUCAAAAGAACCAACGGCUCUGAUCUUUGAGCCAGGGGCUCUCAUUGAUGUGCUCUCCAAAGUUGAGUCAGGCUGGUGGCUCGGAAGCACUGCGAGCAGCGCACCGGGAUGGUUUCCAAAAGACUAUGUUCAAGUCAUAGAGCCGCAAAAGCCCAUGGUAAGAUUAAUUUGUUUGUUACAUCUUGCUCAUAUCCGCUUACAUUUGUGACACGUCGAACACAAAACAAACACAGAGCGACACAAAUCUCUUAAAAC
Molecule: messenger RNA, 350 nt
Organism: Zychaea mexicana
Lineage: Eukaryota; Fungi; Mucoromycota; Mucoromycetes; Mucorales; Lichtheimiaceae
Product: SH3 domain-containing protein
Exons: 2
Coding region: 28-303 (91 amino acids)
Molecular function (GO): protein binding
Source: RefSeq, a predicted model, not a curated record